AUGAACGAAUCUGCUGAAAAAGAUGGUGUAAAGAAUGGAUCAAAUGAAUCUGCUGUCACGAAUAACCAAGCAGAUGAUAAAACCAAUGACGUUACAAAAGCAGAGGACAAUCGAACGCAGGGCGAUAAUACAUCACUGCCCGACCAAAAGACUCAAGUGACAUCGUCUGCACCGGAUGAGAAUAAUAGUACAAAGGAUUCAAUUGAUACUAUCCUGGGACAGCCCAAACUAUCGCCAGAAGACAGACAACGGAAGCAUCGAGAAUUAAUAGAAAAGCAAAAAGAAGCUAGACAACGGGCUGAAGCUCUUAGAACUCCAUUAGACAAAGUGAUGAGACCGUCGCCUGAACCUCAGAUAAAAUCUAACGAAUCGAAUGGCAAUACAGACAGCACUACGACAACAUCAAUAAGUAAAGCUGCUACAAUCCCGGUCGUUAACGCCUCUGUUCCACAGAUACGUCCCCAGCAACCGAGAGAACAACUGAUCCAGGCAGGACUUGUUAUUCUAAAUAGUCCAGAUGUGCAAAAUAUGCCAAUGUCGAGGAAAAUAAAGACUUUGAAAGCGAACGGGUUGACUGAUGAAGAGAUUGAAACUGCUGUAGGGAGAGUCGAGAAAGAGAACGCAGCUACAAGAGUGCCACCAGUUCCUCCUCCAAUACCCAGAACUGCUCUAUGGAAGAGACUUGUGAUUGUUUUGUUCAUCACUGGUUCGUUCGCGUCUGGGCUAGCAUACUUUGUUAAGAAAUAUGUGGUCCCAUCAAUGACAAGUAUACUUUCAGCCAGACAAAAACUCUACGCACAUCAACUAGAUUUAUUUACAAAACUCAAUUCCAAACUUACUUCUAUAUCGUCGCCAAUAUCACUAAACUCGAGCAAACAUACACUCUCAAUUUCAUCUCCGAGUCCUUUGAGCUUAACACCUGUUUCAACAAAUCUCACUUCGAUCACGUCUAUUCUUUCAUCCUAUCACACGUACGCUGCCUCUCUCGACGGAAUAGACGAUCUUCAUGCUUCAUUAACAGCAUUUGCAAAAUAUGUAUCCUUAAACCUAUACUCGUAUACUCCAUAUGGUGAUAGAGACAGAGAUGCUCCAGUUAUGAAGGUAAAAGAUGAGAUUAGAAGUUUAAAAGGAAUGCUGAUCAACAUAAAAAACUUCCCCAGAGUGCCUCUUGGGCGCGGAGGAGGACCCGGUUGGAGUGCAGUUAAUGAUCGUGGAGAUGUAAACGAGAUGAGCAAAGAGGAAACAAGCGAAAGUUAA
Paraglomus occultum is the source of this 1257-nucleotide messenger RNA. The record is from the annotation of a GenBank genome assembly. NCBI's taxonomy places the organism in Eukaryota, Fungi, Glomeromycota, Glomeromycetes, Paraglomerales, Paraglomeraceae.